UAUAGUGACUUUAGAAAUAGACCAUUUGAUCUUAAUUAAUUAAUGAGUAUAACAGAUUAAUAGAUUUCUGAUGAUCAAACCACACUUAAGCUAUAAUAUCAUAAGCAUUGAUGAUUAUAUGUAUGGAAGCUUCCCAGAGCAACAACAGAUCAACAGCAGCUGGCAAUGGAUGGAAGUUUAGAGGAUGCAGAAUUCCCAGAAUCCCAGCUUUGGGGCCUCAAUUUCUCCCAUACUGCCUCUUCUAAUGGGUACACAAGCAACAACAGCAACAGGGAGCAGAGUAUCACAUGGCAAACCCUCAAUGGUCUCCAUCUUGUCUCACUCGUACCUGCAGAGGAUGAGGAUCCAUUGCUUACAGUGACAUGGGCUGGAGAUGUGAAGGAAGUGAGGAGCAUCAUAACGGCUGAAGAACAUCAGAGAAACCUUAUAUUACCUAACAAGGACAGGUGGACUCCACUGCAUGAGGCAGCAUAUUACGGUCGUACAGAGUGCUUGAAGAUAUUGCUUGAAGCUGUUCCAGACAAAGUUAACUGUCAAACCCGUAAAGGCCAGACCCCUCUGAUUCUGGCUGUAUCUAGGGGUCAUUUAGGUUGUGUGGAAGAACUUCUAAAGAAAGGGGCAGAUCCUUGUAUUUCUACCAUAACCAAUGAGACUCCUCUAUAUGAAGCUUGUGCAACAUGUAAUGCUCAGAUAGUGCUGGUCCUGCUGAGAAAUGGAGCAGAUGCCAAUCAGAAAUGUUUUGAUGGAUGGACAGCACUUCAUGAGACAGCAUCUCGUGAUAAUAAGGACAUUUGUGAGAUUCUGGUUGGAUACGGUGCCAAUGUGAACAUUUCUAACGUUUAUGGAGUCACCCCCGUGUUCCUGACUGCCCAGUGUGGAUGUUUUCAUGCUCUUCAGUUUCUGGUGGAAAAAGGUUCUGACAUAAACAGCGAAGCUAAAGACGGAGCUACAGCUUUAUAUGAGGCCUGCAAACAAGAUCAUGAAGAAAUUGUCGAGUUUCUUUUAUCUUACAAUGCUGAUGCUAAUAGGCCUGGCAAGGACGGACUUUUGCCUCUUCAUUUUUCUGCGAAGUGUGGUAAUUAUAGAACCAUUUCCAUCCUAAUCCCAGUGACUAGCAGGACCAAAAUACAUCACAGCGGCAUCAGCCCCCUUCAUCUGGCGGCUGAGAACGAUGAGGACGAAGCUCUGGAGCUUCUGAUCCAGGCCGGUUUUAAUGUGAACGCGCUCCUCGUUCCAGAACGUUCCCGCAUGUACGAGGACCGGCGGAUCUCAGCUCUGUACUUUGCAGUCGACAACGGCAACAUCGAUGCUGCAACCAUGCUUCUUAAAGCAGGUGCUGAUCCAAACUUGGACCCCUUCAACCCACUUAUGCUGGCUGUUAGGCGAGGUCAGAUAAAAAUGGCCACCUUGCUCCUGGCGCACGGGGCCGACAUCAAUGCUUCCAUCCCCACACACCUCACCAGCUUCCCAGCCUGUGUGAUGCUGAGUGUAAGGAAUCUCACCUUGCUGAAAUGCCUGAUGGACCACGGCUGUGAUGCUGAAGCAUGCUUUUAUUGUAUAUACGGCUCCAAGAAGCACUCGACUGUGGUCACUGCUCUUUCUCAUAGGUCUCAGAUAGAGAGACGUUCCUGUUUACAGUUUUGUGAGAUGGUAACACAUCCCUCGGUGUGUCAUUGGGCAGGAGCCAUCUUGAAUCUGCUGCUGGAUUAUGUGGAUCAUGUGAAACUCUGUUCCAGACUCAGGGAACACUUGGAAAGCCAUGAUAUCUGGCCCAAUGUUAAAGAGAAAUUAAUGCUUCCACAGAGUCUGAUGCAGCUCUGCAGAUUAGAGAUCCGCAAGCUUGUAGGAAAAAAAAGACUGAAGUGUAUCAGCAUGCUGGACCUUCCAGGAAGAUUAAUCAGAUACCUGAAUCACGAUCAGCAGGAUGAUACUUUACGGACUAUGUGAUGUAAAACGUAAUGUUAUGUAUGAUAUUGAUGAUAUUGCAUGAGCUGUAUGUGCAUGGUUUGAAAAUGUAAAAAUACAUUAUUAGUACACUCACACACUCACUCACUCAUUUACUGUCUCAACCGCUUAUCCAAUUAGGGUCGCGGGGGUGCUGGAACCUAUCCCAGCUUUUCAAUGGGCGCAAGGCACACAGUAACACCAGCGCCAGUCCAUCGCAGGGCAGACACACACACACACCCAUUCACCUAUAGGGCAAUUUAGUGUCUCUAAUUAACCUCACUGCAUGUUUUUGGACUGUGGGAGGAAACCGGAGCUACCGGAGGAAACCCACGCAGACACAGGGAGAACAUGAAAACUCCACACAGAAAGGACCCGGACCUCCCCGCCUGGGGAUCAAACCCAGGACUUUCUUGCUGUGAAGCGACAGUGCUACCCACUUAGUCACCGUGCCGGCCAUUAUCAGUACACACAAGUUAAAAUGUCUAAAAGCAUUUGUGAUGUCAGACAGCCAAUGAGGUCCAAUGGUGUUUAAUCUAUUUGAGGUUAGGGCUCGAUGCAGGUCACUAGAGUUCCUAUGUGCCAAACUAUGUCUUUAUGGACCUUCAUUUGUGAACAGGAACACAGUCAUUCUGAAACAGAGAAGGAGCCUAUAAUUUAAAAUCUGAAUUUCAUUCAUCGCAUUGCAAGUAAGUUUUUUACAUAUAAGGAAUUUGACUUGGUGUACUGGAGUCUGACAGCUAGUAAUAUUAAAUAAAUCUAACAGAAUGUUCUGUAGGAGACAAUUGUUGCACAUGUUCACUGUAUGUGCAAUAUGUGCAAUGAGCAAAUGUGUAG
Messenger RNA from Trichomycterus rosablanca, 2781 nucleotides. Its product is annotated as ankyrin repeat and SOCS box protein 2-like. Lineage: Eukaryota; Metazoa; Chordata; Actinopteri; Siluriformes; Trichomycteridae. Gene Ontology annotation, molecular function: protein binding. The transcript is spliced from 9 exons. Gene Ontology annotation, biological process: intracellular signal transduction. Bases 166 to 1947 code for a protein of 593 amino acids. The record is from RefSeq and is a predicted model, not a curated record.